UCAGAGAACGCAUAGAGUACAGAACUGUGACUUCAUUUUUUAAUCAGGAAGUGCAGUACAAACAAUAAGUGUGCGUGUGCAUGCACUGGUUCUCACACUAAUGCUUUUAUGGGCCUGCCGACUAAAUCGGGAACAGUUGAGUGUGCUUGGAGUACGGUUCAAAGGCUUCAUCGUGUUUACAUUGACGUUUAGAGAGUCUGAAAGUUGUAAUCCUGUGGACAGACCAUGGAUAAAUACUUAACAUUUGAAGCUUACAAAAAAAUAUGGUCGCAGCCCGUUAAAUCGGUUUCCGUUGAGUACGAUGGCAUCAAACUGCACGAAGGAGGGGACGAGGUGGUGAAGGCCCUGAAAACGUUCGAAGUUAGAGACGAAGACAGCUGGGUCGUAACAUUUCCCAAAGCCGGAACAACCUGGGUUCAGGAGAUAAUGUCCUGUGUGAUGCAUGACGGGGACUUGGAGGCUGUCAACAAGAGACACACCGUGUUCCGAGUGCCUUUCCUGGAGAUGAGUCCACCGUCUAGCGUCCUCCAAGGCAAAACGGUGCCUAAAACCCACAAGAUUGUGGACUCGAUUCCGUCGCCUCGGGUCAUCAAAUCGCAUUUACCCGGUCAGUUCCUACCUCCCCAGCUCUGGGAGAAGAAGGCCAAGAUUGUUUACGUCAUCCGCAACCCCAAGGACGUGGUCGUGUCCUACUUCUACUUCACAAAGAUGGUCGAUCCCGAGCAAAAGGAGCAGUCAUUUGGCGAGUUUUUUGACGACAUGAUGAAUGGAAAAGUGGAGUACGGCCCGUGGUGGGACCACUACUUGUUCUUCUGGAAGAAGAGACACGAUCCGAAAAUCCUGCUGGUGAGAUUCGAGCACCUGAAGAGGGAUCUGAGAGGCAGUGUUGAGAAGAUCAGCAAGUUCUUGGGCAAAGACUUUUCUGCGGCGACAUUGGACGCCAUAACGGAGCACUGCACCUUCGCUAACAUGAAGAAAAACCCCAUGUCCAACCCCGAUUCGAUUUGGGUCCCGGCAGAAGCGGCCACUUCCUUCAUGAGAAAAGGCAAAGUUGGCGAUUGGAAAUCGCAUUUCACUGUUGCCCAGAACGAGGCGAUGGACGCCUUCAUUCGGGACAGGUUCUACGGGACUGGAUUGGCCUUUGACUACUAGUCGACCGCCCGAAAGCAUUUCUGUUCGGUAAUUAGAACCAAUUUCAUGGUUAUUGGCCAAAAUGGCAAAGUCAUUUGGAGGUGUGUUCUGAGUUUUAAGUUUGGGGUGACCUAUGACUUUUCUUAUUUUUUUCUGUUUUUUGUCAGUCGAGGGUCAGAAUGCUCUAGAUUUUAGAAACAUUUCUACAGUUUCCUAUGUAGAAAUUAUUAGCGAGCUUCCAUGGAUUUUCAUUUUUCCCCUUUCCCUUUUCUCAUGGUAAACACAAUUUAUUUACUUUUAGCAGAUCAAUCAGGUGAUAGUUUAAAAUAAGAUUUGAGUGCCUCACAUCUCGGACCUAAUAGGGCGGAGUGCGCCCUCUAUACUGGUCGUAAGCUGAAGGGGAAAAUGCAGCAUUUGGUCAAGUUAAAGAUUUUCCCAUCGUGUCGGGGAGGACAGCUUUCCUUUGCUGUAACACCUAUCAAAAUUCUUUUCAGUUAGAAAGAAAUCCCAAGACAGUGGGUCGUAUGAAUAAAAAGUAGUAUGUACUUUUACUACCAUUUUCGAAGCAUUUACUCGUG
Messenger RNA from Acanthaster planci (crown-of-thorns starfish), 1709 nucleotides. RefSeq names its product sulfotransferase 1C2-like. Lineage: Eukaryota; Metazoa; Echinodermata; Asteroidea; Valvatida; Acanthasteridae. The record is from RefSeq and is a predicted model, not a curated record. Gene Ontology annotation, molecular function: sulfotransferase activity.